Molecule: messenger RNA, 1101 nt
Organism: Microdochium trichocladiopsis
Lineage: Eukaryota; Fungi; Ascomycota; Sordariomycetes; Xylariales; Microdochiaceae
Exons: 1
Coding region: 1-1101 (366 amino acids)
Source: RefSeq, a predicted model, not a curated record
AUGCAGAUCAAGUUGCUCCACGUUUUGUUCGCAGGCGCUUCUGCGGCGACUCUUAUCCCUCAGGGUGGUGCUCGUUUCAAUGACGCGUGCCUUCCUCGACUUCCGUCGCGAAUUGUUGCCCGGCUCGGUCAUCAACCCUCGUUCCUUGAGAAUCUUGCCUUCCGAGACAACGGGGACCUUUUGGUGACCCAAAACCAUCCGAAGCCCCAGAUCUACACCAUCAAGCAGCCGUGGUUGAAGAACGCGAGGCUGACCCUGCUGCACGAAUUCCAAGACACGGACGGCGCUGCUGGAGUGGUACAAGUUGCCCCGGACCAUUUUGUCGUGGCCGCGGCCAAGUGGAACGGGUUCAACCCAGUGCCUGCGAGCGCGACACUGCAGUUUAUCAGACUGGCAAAGAAUGGCAGUGUCGCAGAGACAGGCUUCGUCGGCCGAUACCCAGAGCUAGGGCUCUUCAACGGUCUUGCGCGUCUGGGGGACUAUCAGAACAGCAUUCUAGCUGCCGACUCUGCUCUUGGCGUCAUCCACAAGUUCAGCCCACUCACUGGCGAUCAUCACGUGGUCGUCGACGUGCCGGAACUCAAGGCCACCGAUCCCAGCGCACCAGUCCCAAUCGGCGUCAACGGCAUCAAGCUGCACGACUCGCACCUGUACUGGACCAACUCGAACACGGCCAGCAUCUUCCGGCUCGCCAUCACCGAGGACGGAUUGCCUGCCAAGAGCGCAAAGGUGGAGCUUGUCUCUUGCGUGCCUGACGGGCUUGCAAUCGACGACUUUGCCAUCGACGUGCGGGGCAACAUCUGGGUUGCAGCCGUCAUCAAUAAUGAGGGCGUCGUGGUCCGGCCAGACGGGUCCACAGUCAGCGCUGUAGGAUCAGCUGGUGAGAUGACCGUCGCCAGUGGCACGGCACUGGCAUUUGGGAACACUGCCGCGGACAGCCACAUCUUGUACGCCACUACCGCUGGCGGGCUUCCCGCUCCAGUGAACGGGACAGUGAUAGAGCCCGGAAAAGUGGUGGCUAUUGACGCUACUGCAUUCCUUUGCUUAGUGUGUGAUGUCGGAAGAUUGGCAAUUGGGCCUCUCCCUAGGCUGGAUCUUUAA